Messenger RNA from Engraulis encrasicolus (European anchovy), 3779 nucleotides. RefSeq names its product receptor-interacting serine/threonine-protein kinase 2. The transcript is spliced from 11 exons. The record is from RefSeq and is a predicted model, not a curated record. Gene Ontology annotation, biological process: regulation of apoptotic process; protein phosphorylation. Lineage: Eukaryota; Metazoa; Chordata; Actinopteri; Clupeiformes; Engraulidae. The coding region runs from base 111 to 1865 and encodes 584 amino acids. Gene Ontology annotation, molecular function: protein serine/threonine kinase activity; ATP binding.
GUGAAAGCAGUUUCGGCUGUAAUGCUUUUGCAAGGAGGUACAUGUAGCGCUGUGGAACACGACUUUUGCGCUGGGAAUACUGCUAGAUUUAUAACAAUCUGAAUCUGAGAAUGGCUAAACUUGACCGGUUGCCUGUCAUAGAAGAACGGGAAAUUCAGAGUUUGACUUUGACAGCGACUAGCGCAGGGGCUUGUCUGCGGGGUCGUUACAGUUGGAGUGGUCGACGUGUGGCUGUCAAACUGCUGCCGAAUCUACUCUCUCACAGGGAAGGUUGGGGGAAGCAGGAGCAGGUCAAACCACAGCCACACCACCGCCAUGUCUAUUCUGAGAGACUCUUGGUUCCUCUUGGCCUGUACCGGACCCGGCUUCUGUCAAGUGUUGUCUGGGAAUGGAUGGCCGAGGGAUCACUGCAUUCACUCCUAAGUGAGAAAAAGCUGCACUCCAAAGUCCCGACGUGUCUUGGUCUGCGUAUCCUGCUGGAUGUAGCGGAGGGCCUGUCCUACCUGCACUCCAUGCCUCUCCCUCACCUGGCUCUCACUGCCACUCAUGUCCUCUUCGACCAACACUACCGUGCUAAGCUGUCUGACUGGGGGGUGUCAGAGCUGUACCCGAGUGAGAGGCCCUGUCCCUGUUACAGGAACCUGCCCUAUGUGGCCUCAGAAGCACUCGAAGGGGACAAGUGCUCCCUGAAGACCGACAUGUACAGUUUUGGUGUCCUUUCCUGGGAGACGUUGAACAGACGACAGGCCUCUGAAGAUUUUGCACAGCUGCAGAUGUUGUGUGGCAGAGAGCAGUGUUUGGAGCAGGGAUCAGAAGAACACGCUGUGCUGCCAGCUGACACGCCGAAUGGUCACGCCCUCACUGGACUCAUCCUGAGAUGCUGGAACACUGACCCACACAGGCGGCCAUCUGCAGAAGACUGUAUCCUGGAGCUGACGAAAGCCUUGUCAACCUUUGACCCUGAGGCCCCAACCAAAGCUGCCCUCAACCUGAAGAAGUUUAAGGAGGGGGCGUCAUUGAGCUGUAAAGACUCACCAGCCUGGGAAAUUCCCAUUGAGUUGAACAACCUUGAGAUGAACUUCAGUGAUAACAAGUGUAUGCGUUCCAAGACGUUGCCAAUGGAUAUUCCACGCACUACCAGUCCUCAGACCCCAACACAUGUAGGAUACUGCACCCGUAGCAACAGCUCUCCUCUCCAGCCCUCACCACCACGAACUGGACACCCAGUCAGCUCCAGUCCAGGUGGUGUUGACCAGACCUCCCCUGGUUCAGGACAUUCUGGCCACCACAGCUACCACAGCAGGUCCACGCUUCAGUGUUCUCCUGGCAGAGCAUGGGCCGUGUCUGCCCAACGCCACAGUCAACCCUCACCACCUUCAAAAAGCCCUUCUCCUCCUCCUCCUCCAAAGACUCUUACUCCUCCUUCAAAGAGUCCUCCUACUGCUCCUUUGAAGAGCCCUUCUCCUUCCGGAUCCAACUCUAAUCUGACACAGCUCACACAUUCCCAGUCCAGAUCUAGGAAUCAAGACCAGAGUGACUGCUCCCCUGCCCCGCGGCGUCUGAGCUGCCUGCUGCUGCUUCAGGAGCGGCGCGAGCUGAUCGUGCGCGGCAUGACGGAGGGCCGCCUGAACCACCUGCUGGACGUGUUGCGGUCGCGCGGGGUGCUGAGCUGCGAGGCCUACGAGAUCAUCACGGCCACCGCCACCCUGGCCGCGCGCACCCGCUCCCUGCUGGACACCUGUCACUGCCUCGGGGAGAAGGUCGCCGCCCUGGUGGCCGUGACGCUGGGGCUGGUUAGCGUCAGAAGCAGUAGCACCACCACCACCACUAGCUCAACCAGAGGAAACACUACACUGGCUCAUUGAUAUGACUUUUGGGGCUGGUUAGUGUCAUCACUUUGUGUCACUGUUCUUGGGGCUCGCUAACACUAGCACCACCACAACUUACUCAACCAGAGGGAGCAACCAGCUGGCUCAAUAAACUUGACUGCAAGGCUGGUUAGCAGCACCAAGACCGUACCUGGGACAGAGUGCGGCGGUCUAAUAGUUAGUAAAAUGGUCCUGCUUGUGAUCGCAAGCACUAUCACCACCACCAUGACAAUUGUUUUCUCCAUAGAGAUGAUGAUGAACCAUGAACCAUGAUCUAUGGUUCUAUGGACCACCAGUGCAAUCGGUGACUGUGACCAGGGCUGCUGACAGCUUUUUCUGGGCCCAGGAGGACAAAGCCAUCUGAAGCCCCCCCCCCUCCAAUACAUACAGUGUGUAAUGGCCCCUUUACCUCCCUCUGGGCUUCCCUGGCUGUGAUUGGGAUUAAUUAGACCCAGCAGAACAAGCACCAUCACAAGUGCUUCCUCCAGAGAGAAUAAUCCACUAACUCAUUGACCCAUACAUGCAUGUGUGUGUGAUGACAAUCCCUAUAUGUUACCGUCAUGUGGGAUAUGAAAAGUUGGUGAUGGCUGGGACUCUGGGGCUAGUCGGUCCCACCUUCACCAGCACAACUAACUCCACCAGAGGUAACAGUCAGCUUUCCCGCUGAUCUAUGGAACUGGGUGCAUGUAAUCACAACUGUCUGCAUGCAUUUUUUACUGCAUCAUUUGAUUAAUACAAUAAAGACAAGUUUAGAAUUAUGCAAAGACAGAGCAAUUCACUUGCAUGUCUAUGACCCCUGCACAAACGUUAUGUGUCGGCAUAUCAAAGCAACAGGCUGGCUGUGUUAUGGUGUGGUAUGUGAAUUGUAAAUGUUUUGUUGUUGUUGUCUACGAAAUAAGCUUUGCUAAAUAUUCCAGCGAGUUAUGUUGAUGCUAGCUUGUCAAAGUUUUGAUGUAUUUCUAUUACUUCUUUAUUUUAUUUUUUGACAGCCAAAAAAAAAAAAGAAAAACGUGCAAACAAUUCCUUAUUAAUGAAAACCUCAAGGGGAAGCUCUUUUCUUCACUGUUUAAGAACUACCAUGUCAGCUUUAUAUUUCUGAACAAUUUUGGCAAAUAUGUUUUUCUUUUUAAAUGCUGAAUGCUUACAGUAACACACCCUUCUUUAUCAUUUAACUAAUCCAUGGCUGCUUAUUUGCAAUACUAAUGGUGCAAAAGUAUAGUUUUACACAUUUGAUAAAAGUGUCAAGAACUGUUCUCAUGUUUUGGCUGGCUUACCAACAACAACAACAUUAUAUCAGAUCUUUGUAUUAUUCACAGAAAAUGAAAAAGUCAACAGUAUGCUGUAUUGAAACUUUGUAAAUUGCUCCUGAUAGCAUUUGUUUUCAAUAAUAUGACACUUAAUCGUACACCUAACACUGCUGGUGUCAGACAGGGAAGUAUUUAAUCAGUGAAGGUGUUAAAAACCCUUUUAUGUUUGUAAGCACAAUGUAAGUGAAACCCAAUGCAUUUGGAAGCUGGGCGGUGUGUUUGUGGGCGGUGGGCUGAGUGAUGUAUCACUUUGUUAUCACCUGAUUAACUGUUGAUGGAGUCAAUAGAAGCCAUGGAGACAUCUCACAUCAACUCAGUUAUGGAAUGGCUCCUGCCAGAUUGACAGAUCAACUAUCAGAUCUGCAAGUAGUUUUUAUAAAACAGUAUUUUUUGAAAGCUGACCAUUCUAUGCUUCUGUAUAAUGGUAAAGUCUGAUUUGAAUUGUUUUUUGUUAUUAUUAUGGAAACAAUGUUUUUUGUUGUGAGCUAGAGUGAUGAUGUAUCUUGUAACAAGAGAUUGGAUCAAGCCUAUUUUAUGUGUAUAUGUUUGUGCAAUGUUUGUACAAUGAUGACAAGGCAUUAACACAUGUUGCCUAUUUUUACAA